Messenger RNA from Macadamia integrifolia, 1379 nucleotides. RefSeq names its product ribosomal RNA small subunit methyltransferase NEP1-like. Gene Ontology annotation, biological process: rRNA base methylation. The transcript is spliced from 8 exons. Gene Ontology annotation, cellular component: nucleolus; small-subunit processome. The record is from RefSeq and is a predicted model, not a curated record. Gene Ontology annotation, molecular function: rRNA (pseudouridine) methyltransferase activity; rRNA binding. The coding region runs from base 97 to 1002 and encodes 301 amino acids. Lineage: Eukaryota; Viridiplantae; Streptophyta; Magnoliopsida; Proteales; Proteaceae.
CUAAUUAUCGCCGGACCAAUUUAACACUUCAGUCUGUUACACCUCCCAAGUGGCGCAGGGCGGGAACGAGAAACAGAGCUCGAGCUGCUGAGAGAGAUGGUGCGGCCUUACCGGGUUAAAGGGUUUAAGCGAAAGAAGAUAGGAGAAGAAGUAUACGAUAAAGAGGAUAAAGAGGAAGAAGAGGCAGAGGAGAAGGAGGAGGAGGAGGACGAUAAAGAGGACACGACAGCAGUAGAAGGAGAAGAUGAAGAAGAUGAGAGGAGAGCAGGCGAGGCGGCGGAUGAACUUCCUGGAAUUCCAAUAGUAGCCUCCAAUGCGAACUCUGGGGCUGGUGUCAUCUUCGUUCUCGAGCGGGCUUCUCUGGAAGUCGCAAAAGUUGGAAAGACUUACCAACUUCUGAAUUCGGAUGAUCACGUCAACUUUUUGCUGAAACAUGGGAAGAAACCUGCUGAUUAUAGGCCUGACAUUGCUUUCCAGGCUAUUCUUUCGAUUUUGGAUAGCCGGCUCAAUAAGGCUGGAAGACUGAGAGCUCUAUAUGUGAAGACAGAGAAGGGAGUGCUUUUUGAAAUUAAGCCCUAUGCUCGAAUGCCAAGGACAUUUAAGCGGUUUUCUGGCCUAAUUUUGCAACUGCUACAAAAGCUGAGUGUAAAUGCCAGUGGUAAGCGUGAAAAACUUUUGCGUGUGAUUAAGAAUCCUGUAACACGGUAUUUACCUCUCAACUCUCGCAAAAUCGGACUCUCACACAGUGCGGAAAGGAUGGUUAGGAUUCACGACUAUGUUAAUGCUGCCAACAAUGAUGUGAACCUUGUUUUUGUGGUUGGUGCAAUGGCCCAUGGGAAAAUCAAUACUGAUUAUACUGAUGAUUUUAUAUCAGGUGGGUUCUCCUUCUUCUUACUUUCAGCUUCAGGUUCUCCUUUCUCAGUUUCAGGCUACCCAUUGAGUGCUGCAUAUUGUUUAGGGAUGAUCUGCAAUGCAUUGGAGCAAAAAUGGAACAUCUUGUAAACUUGAACCUAUCUUUUCUCAACCCGAAACAAUAAUCCCAUCUUUUCCUUGGUCUUUUGACCACUGGGAUUAUAAUAUAAUAUAUUAUGCAGUUUGGUGGAGCCAAGGAAGCAUGAGACUGUAUUUUGCACCAGCAAUUGCGAUUGUUAAAACUGCAUAUUUUCCGCAUGUGAUUGUGAAGUGUAAAAACUGCUCUACACUCGGUGAAAGAACUUGACCACAGUGGGUGUAGUGUUGUAGGAAAUUUAUUGUCUGGUUGGGGUUUCAUUAUUUUAUUACUAUCAUUUCCGGAGUAUAUUACUUUCCUGCCUCUGUACAUGUAAAGAACUUGACCAUAAUGAUUCUGCAGUGUCUUGAGAAAUCAAUGUUUUUGUGCA